AUGACGGCCCGCCAACAUCAAAACCCCCCUGCAUCCUCCUCUUCUUCUCCUUCCUCUGCUCGCGCCCGUCUCUCUUCACUCUCCUCACACAUCAUGGGUUCCCCUAGCCCGUCCGUUUUCACUCCGGCCGCCGUCGCUGCGGCCCCCGAAGACCCUCUUUUCGGUCUGAUGAAGGCCUAUCGCGAAGACCCCUCCGAUAAGAAGGUCGAUCUGGGUAUCGGUGCCUACCGCGACAACAAUGCAAAGCCCUGGAUCUUGCCCGUCGUCAAGAAGGCUGAUGACGCAAUCCACAAUGAUCCCAGCUUGAAUCACGAAUAUCUGUCCAUAGGCGGCUUGGCCGAUUUCACCUCCGCUGCGCAGAAGCUUAUCGUCGGCGCGGACAGCCCUGCGAUUCAUGAGAAACGGAUCUGUUCCCUGCAGACCAUCUCGGGAACCGGCGCCGUCCACCUGGGCGGCCUGUUCCUCGCCAAAUUCCAUCCACAGAAGCCCACCAUCUACCUGUCCAACCCAACAUGGGCCAAUCACAAUCAGAUCUUCACCAAUGUCGGGCUUUCUCUGGCCAAGUACCCGUACUUCUCCGCCCAGACCAAGGGCCUUGACUUCGACGGCAUGCUGGGUGCGCUGCAGGCGGCGCCGACCGGCUCUGUCAUCCUGCUGCACGCCUGUGCGCACAACCCGACCGGCGUUGAUCCGACUCAGGAGCAGUGGAAGCAAAUUGCCGCCGUGAUGCGCGAGCGCCACCACUUCCCCUUCUUUGAUACCGCCUACCAGGGCUUCGCCUCUGGUGAUCUGGUGCGCGAUUCGUGGGCCAUCCGCUACUUCGUCGAGCAAGGCUUCGAGCUCUGCGUCGCCCAGUCAUUUGCCAAGAACUUUGGCCUGUACGGCGAGCGGACUGGCGCUUUCCACUUUGUCUCUGCCCCUGGUGCGGACGCCUCCACUGCGAUUGCUCACAUUGCUAGCCAAUUGGCGAUCCUGCAGCGCUCGGAGAUCUCCAACCCCCCUGCGUAUGGUGCCCGCAUCGCCAGUCGGGUUCUGAACGAUCCGGUACUGUUUGCGGAGUGGGAGGAGGACCUCCGCACUAUGAGCGGCCGUAUCCAGGAGAUGCGCCGCGGGUUGCGAGAGCGUUUGGAGAAGCGCGGCACUCCCGGUUCGUGGGACCACAUCACCAGCCAGAUUGGCAUGUUUAGUUUCACCGGGUUGUCUGAGGCCCAAGUCAAGGUACUGCGGGAUAAGUGGCACGUCUACAUGACCAAGAACGGUCGUAUCUCUAUGGCCGGCCUGAACACACACAACUUGGACUACUUCGCCGAGGCAGUCGACAGCGUCGUCCGAGAGACCUCAUAA
Molecule: messenger RNA, 1344 nt
Organism: Penicillium macrosclerotiorum
Lineage: Eukaryota; Fungi; Ascomycota; Eurotiomycetes; Eurotiales; Aspergillaceae
Product: aspartate aminotransferase
Exons: 4
Coding region: 1-1344 (447 amino acids)
Biological process (GO): L-aspartate biosynthetic process
Cellular component (GO): cytosol
Molecular function (GO): L-aspartate:2-oxoglutarate transaminase activity; pyridoxal phosphate binding
Source: RefSeq, a predicted model, not a curated record